Molecule: messenger RNA, 1269 nt
Organism: Gilbertella persicaria
Lineage: Eukaryota; Fungi; Mucoromycota; Mucoromycetes; Mucorales; Choanephoraceae
Exons: 4
Coding region: 20-1225 (401 amino acids)
Molecular function (GO): arylesterase activity
Source: RefSeq, a predicted model, not a curated record
CUUUAAACUCUUUUACGAGAUGCCAGGUGGAUCACCUUUCAAAGGAUCUUGGUUCUAUUUUAAAAGCUGGUGCUUUCUUUUGCCUCUUGCUUAUUUCACUUCAUUUUUAUAUAUGUUUAUUCCUUUCAGUGGUAUUUUCACUCAAGUUAAAGACUAUCAUGUAGAAGAAUGCACCAAAAUAUCAGGCCCCAAGGAUUUCAUAAACUGUGAAGAUUUUAUCAUGUCGAAUGAUACUGGCAUUGCCUAUGUCACUUGCGAUCCUUCUCGUACAAAGUACAAUAAAGUCAUGGGCAUUAACAACUUAUUGCCCGGUGAACGUCCAUCCAAUGCAGGUAUUUGGCGAGUAGAUUAUGCUAGUGUACCUGCUUCUAUUGAAAAAUUUACGGUUGAUGUUCAACAAACCAAUGUCAUGUCAGACUAUCACACGCUUGGUAUCAAUGUCGAUAUUCAUCCCGAGACAGGCGAAAAGACUUUGGUCACUGUUAAUGUCCCUCUUGAUGGCAUACCUUCCGUUGAAUUCUUUACUCUGGACGAUAACAGUGUUCAUCUUGUUCAUAAGCGUACUGUUCGUGAUCCCAAGAUGUACAAUCCUAAUUCUAUUCACAUUAUCAAGGACGUUCGCUUCAGAGCUGAUGAUGGUACACCUUCCUUCUUUUUCUCCAAUGACCACUACUUCCAUAACCGUUACUUGAAGAUGAUUGAAAACUACUUUUUUUAUUUAAGUAAUGUGGGCUUCUAUAAUGCUCGUACUGGUCGAGUAGAAAAGGGAGUCAAUGGCUUGUUGUUUGCCAACGGUGUUACUGGUACAGACAAUGUCUUGUUCAUUGCUGAGACAUACAGACGUAGUGUCAAGCAAUACAAGAUGGCGACUACACUAGACAGUCAAGGUAUGCCUCAUAUUCAUCUUGACUAUGUCAAUGAAGCCAAGUUUAACAUGGCUGUUGAUAAUCUUGAUUAUAAUGCCGAGAAGCAACUCUUGGUUGUCGCUGGUCAUCCCAAGCCUUUGUAUUUCCUUCAAUACAUCAAGAAAAAGAACAAUGAUGACAUGGUCAAACCUCCUUCUCAAGUGGAUAUUUGGGAUGUAGUCUCUGGUGAAACAAAAACUUUAAUGCAAGAUGAUGGUGCCUUGUUUGGUACUUCAACUGCAGGUUCACUUGAUUUGACAAACUCCAAGUUGGUUGUUUCUGGCCUUUACGAAGAAGGCUUGCUUGUCUGUGAUCUUUAAACCUUAUUUGUAAUAAAAACAGUAUAUCAAGAAAAAAAGUAUGC